Messenger RNA from Corticium candelabrum, 2991 nucleotides. RefSeq names its product serine/threonine-protein phosphatase 6 regulatory ankyrin repeat subunit A-like. Gene Ontology annotation, biological process: protein localization to ciliary inversin compartment. Bases 331 to 2937 code for a protein of 868 amino acids. The record is from RefSeq and is a predicted model, not a curated record. The transcript is spliced from 13 exons. Gene Ontology annotation, molecular function: protein binding. NCBI's taxonomy places the organism in Eukaryota, Metazoa, Porifera, Homoscleromorpha, Homosclerophorida, Plakinidae. Gene Ontology annotation, cellular component: ciliary inversin compartment.
GUCACUAUGACGUUCUCGAAAGCGACCAGGCUCUUCUCGCGCUGGAGCAAUUCCGGUAAAAGCUCCUCCUCCUCGUGUGAUUCACGUGCGGUUAGCUCAGCGACUGCGCGGAAGAGCCUGGCUUGCGAGGCUAGCAGUGGCAUAGCAGAAGUGCGCGUUGAUAUAAAUAUGCACCUGUCGGCUUACUAGUAGGGUGUCUAAUUUAUGGCUUUGUUGUCUUUUACCAAAAACAAACAGAUAAACUGGACGUUCGCCAGUGACUAAUUAAAUUAGAGCAGUCAACUGAUUCGUCAGUCACGUUUCUUUGCUGUUUGCUUGCUCAGUUGCGAAAUGAUUAAGCUAUUUCAGAGAGGAAGCUCACACAGCAAGACAUUGUCUGGUCAUCUAGUGUCGACCAGGACCUUAUCAGAGUUCAAGAAAGCGAUCAAAAAGGAGAAAGUUGACAUCAAACGAGUAGAUAACGACAACACGUCUCUUCUCCACUGGUUUUGCUCGUCAGGAAGGCAAGAUAUUGUUGAUUAUCUCCUUCAAGUGGGCGUACCAAUCACUACAAACAAAACCAAUCACCAGACUCCAUUACAUUGUGCAGUCGAUUGCAAUGACAAGGUGGAGGACACGUGGAGAGAGAAUAUUGUACGGUCGCUGAUUGCUGCUGGAGUAGAAGUGGAUCAACAAGAUGUGAAUGGUUGGACAGCUUUAAAGCUCGCCUGUCGUUCUGGAUUGUGUCAAUGUGUGUACAGUUUGCUCAGCAAUAGAGCAGAUGCUGGAAAUAUACGUGAUCACGAUGGCAAUAUUGCUCUGCAUGAUGCUGUUAAUCAUUCAAGUAUAACAAAACUUAUCAUUCCUUAUGUUGAUGACAUGAAUGUGAUGAAUUAUGAACACAAUACUCCACUCUUAUUAGCAGUGAGUAGUGAGUCUAAGGAAAGAGAACAGACUGUACGUUAUCUUGUUCAUGCUGGAGCUGAUGUGAACAAGGAAGAUGCUUAUGGUCGAUUUCCGUUGUGGUUGGCUGCCGAUAAUAAAGAUAUCAGCAUCAUUCAAAUUCUUUUAGAUGGUCAAGCUGAUGUGAACAAAGUUGAGCCAAAAGAGAAAACUACAGCUCUCCAUUGUGCAGUAAUCAAUAAAACAUGGCCUGUUUGUGUGCUGUUGGUGAGUUAUGGGGCAGACAUUGAUCUUCCUGAUGCAAAAGGAAUGACAGCUCUUGACUAUGCAAAUGAAUUUUAUCCUGAAAUAGCAGAUCAAUUGAAAGCUAAAUCUGCACGCAAUAAAUCAAAACAAACAACUAAAGUGGUAGCAGCUGUGUUUAAACAACUUGAUGGAGGGCAACUUGAUCAGCUGGAGCAGCUACUAGAAAAUCUUCCACAUGUCAACUGGCAACUCAAAGGCUAUAGUAUUCUACACAAGGCAGUCAUUCAUUAUCGAUUUGAUGCUGUUGUGUUGCUUCAACAGAAGGGAGCUAAUCUAAAUGUUCAAACAGCUAAUGGCAAUACUCCAUUGCAUUUAACUUGCCAAACGACAGACAGACAAAAAGACACAUUACGAAUAUUGAGAUUUUUGAUAAGCAGUCAUGUUCAGGUGGAUAUCAGGAAUUUGUCUGGAGAAACAGCACUCUUCCUGGCUGCAAAAGCUGGGUUUGUUGAUCACGUUUGCUGUCUUCUCUAUGCUGGAGCUGAUGCUCGUCAAGCGAACAGUCGAGGUCUCUUGCCAUUACACAUUGCAUGCUCAAAGUCAGAGACAGUAGAGUGUAUUCACUAUUUGUUGGACUGUGCUCGUGACACGGUGAAUGUGCCAGAUGAUGAUGGAUGGACAUCACUUAUGUAUGUAGUGAAGACUGGACGUGCUGAUGUGGUGCGGUCUCUACUGGAUUCAGGAGCUGACGUCAACAUUCAGGAGACAAGCAAGGGUUACACUGCUCUGUAUCUUGCUGUUGUGGUCAAGUCAUUGGAAAUUUGUCGGUUGUUAGUGGAUUUUGGUGCAAGACUGGAUGUGACUUGUAGUUCCAGAUGUAUUACACCAUUUUGCAGAGCAGCGAUGGACAAUCUUAUUGACAUUUGUAAAUUUUUUGCUGCAAAAGGUGCUGACAUAUGGCAGAGAGAUGCUUAUGGAAACUCUCCAUUGGAUCUAAUGGAAUCUCCCAGAUUAUGGAGACAAAUUGAAGGUCUACAUGUUUUAAGAGGAUCAAGUUAUCCAGUUUGUGAUGGACCUGCACAAUCAAGAAAUGAGUUUCCGUGUGUGAAUCAUUUUACGAACAAUUUAGACGAGCCUACAUCUACAGUUUCAACUUUAAAACAUCAAAGGACUACUUCCAUUGCUUCUAGUUCAGAACUUGAUAAUGUUCAACAUCAAGUGCUUCCUUUGCAAAAGACACCAGAAGCAGUGCAGAGUCAUUUGUCACAGAGUACAGCAGCGCAGUUUGAGAAGGAACGCAAACAACUGUAUUGCACCAUAGCUGCAAGUCGACGUGAGAGAGAUGAAGCAAAAAGAAUGUGUGAUGAAAAGAUGGCAGAGAUUAGUCAACUCUCAGAUGAGAUUCAGAUUUUAACGACCAAGAACAAAGAAAUGCAAGAAAGUUUUCAACAGACAGUUGAUCAAAAACAGAAAGAAAUUAAUAAUUUAAAGGAAGAGAAAAUUGACCUUCAACUUGAACUGGCUCAAAGACAACAAGAGAAUGAGACUGUAAACCAGCAGUUGGUUAUGCAGGAACAAUACAUUGCAUUUCUACAGGAAGAUAAAGAAAAUUUUCAACAGCAAAACCAACAUUGUAGUAGUGCAUUAGAGCAAGCUCAACAAAACCUUGAACAUCAGGACACUCCCCUAACCAUUUCUGCAGAAGAUUUGAAAAUUGCUGAAGAUCAACUUUGUGGAGGAGCAUGUGGAGAAGUGCAAGUUGCCAAGUGGCAGGGAGAUGAUGUAACAGUGACAAUUUUUCAUGUGUAACAGAAGUAGGUUGUAUAUUGGUAAUAAAUAAAUGGCGCAUGAGUCUCUGUUGAG